CAAGGGCCGGGGAAGUGUGAAUGAUGCCAAGCCUCCCUUCCCCACUGCGCGCCCUGGGGGCCGGCGCCCCACGCUCAGAACAGCCCCGCGCUGCAACUUUUUGUACAGAAGCCAGCAGGCACAAGGACCUGUUACUUGCUUUUUCGUGGCCCGCCUCGGCGCUUCAACUGAGUCAUCCCGUUGCCCGUGGCUUCUGGGUACCCGGGGGUUUUCUGCAGCGUGCUGCAUUCUUCUCGACUUAAUUUGUCAAUGGCCUCUUUCCUGCUAAUGCAGACGGCGGAGUCCGACCGCCCACCCCCACCCCCAAGACACUUGUCGAGAGCCGUUCGCGAAGGCUUAACUAUGCAUACGUCUUCCGACUGAUUGUUUUCCUUCGUUGAAUCUGAUUUUUUUUUUUCCUUGUAGGCCUCUGCUGCAGACAUGGAGAAAAUAAGGGUGCGAAAUUCCUGGGUGCCAGCCCGCCUGUGGCAACCCCGAAUUCUUCAGGGCAGGCUGGCCAAGUCCUCACCCACCCUCUGGGACAGUAGUUUGCCCGAACAGAAGGGAGAGUUACGGAAGCGUCUCUCCUACACCACCCACAAACUGGAGAUGCUGGAGAGCGAGUUUGACUCGACCCGCCAUUACCUUGAAAUCGAACUGAGACGUGCUCAGGAGGAACUGGAGAAAGUAACGGAAAAACUGAGGAGGAUACAGAACAACUACUUGACCCUGCAGAGAAUUAAUCAGGAUCUGGAGGAGAAGCUCUAUCGCAUGGGCCAGCAUUACGAGGAGGAGAAAAGGGCCCUCAGCCACGAGAUCAUUGCCCUCAACAACCACCUGAUAGAAGCCAAGGUGACCAUAGAUAAGUUGUCCGAAGACAACGAGCUCUAUAGGAAGGACUGCAAUCUAGCCGUUCAGCUGCUUCAGGGCAGCAAGACAUACAGCAGGGCCCAUAAACUUUCUGAGCUUCCGACCGACUUCCAGGAGCGGGUCAGCCUCCACCUGGAGAAGCACGGCUGCAGCCUGUCUGCCCCAAUGUGCCACCCAUCCUUCGCCGACAACAUCCCCACCUGUGUCAUCGCCAAGGUGCUAGAAAAGCCUGAUCCCGAGAGCCUGUCCUCGCACCUGUCGUCGGCCGCCUCGACCAGAGAACCCGCCUGCCGGGGCUCGGCGGAGAGGCUGGGCCCCGGGCCCCAGUUCAAGGCGGACGUGUACUGCAGCGACACGGCCCUGUACUGUCCUGAGGAGAGGCGGCGUUGGCAGCGAGAGAGGCGGCCCAGUGCAGACACGCCGGGCCGGGAGGCCGGAUUCCCGCGCUCCCAGAACUCCACCGACAGCACGGCCGAGGAGGACGGCUUCCACUCCAGCUUCUCCCCCGAAGCCUUCCCCGCCUAUGUGGCCUCACUGCCCACAUCCAGCUCUUACUCCAGCUUCAGCGUCACAUCAGAGGAGAAGGAGGCCGCCCAGGCCAGCACCCUGACCGCUUCCCAGCAGGCCAUCUAUCUGGCCAGCCGGGACGAGAUCUUCGAGCGGCAGGCGGCCUCGGCCUACGAGCCCCAGGGCAGCCCCCGCUUCUCCACAGCAGUGGCGGUGGAGCUCGGGGAGCCGGCGCCCGACGGCGAUGGCCCGCCCGCCUUCGGCCGGACGGCGUCGCCCUACCCGGGCGAGGCCUUCCGCUUCCCCAGCCUGGGGCCGCCCCCGCCAUCCCCACCGCCCCCUCCACCUCAGGCCCCGGCCACCCAGCCGCUGCGCCCUGAAAGUCGGAACACCCUCCUCCCACGGGAAGAGCCGCCCAGCUGCUGGCGACCCCUGAGCGUCGAGGACGCUGGCGCCUACCCUUACCCAGGCCCCGGCCGCCUCUCUCCCUGCAGCUUCUCGGAGCCUUACUACGGCCCCAGUGAGGCCGGGGAGGGCCGCGGCGGGCCUGGCUUCGCGGGCUAUGGAGCGGACAGCUUCUCCGACGGGGAGGACCUGCCCCACGGGCACCUGCUGGACUCCCGCUUCCUCAGGGCCGGUGGCGACCCGGCCUGCACCUCCCGUGGCUCGCCCGACCGGCUAUCUGCCUACCUUCCCCCGGACCCCCGAGCCCCUAAUGGCGAGCGGCUCUCAGCCCGGCUGGGCGGCGGCAGCCCCGGCCCCGAGGACGGCUCAGGCCCGAAGAGGGACUACGUGGAUGGCAGCCGCAGCAGUUCGGCUGAUUCCCUCCGCGCCAGCUCUGCAGAAGUGUCCCCAGAGAUGCGCCUGUCUCCCAGGGUCCAGAGCCCCCGGCCUUCGUCCUCCAGCCAGCGGCAGCAGCAGCAGUUCCAGCGGGCGGGGAGCGCCGGCCUCAGCCGCAAAGACAGCCUGACGAAAGCACAGUUGUACGGCACGCUCCUCAACUGAACCCCUUCCCGACGGUAAAGCACGGCUUCCGGAGGGGCGCCGAACCCCACGAUUCAAGCUCAAAAGAGCGGCGCGUUUUCUCCACGUCCCUGCGCCCCUCCACCCCCAGCCCCGGCCCAGGCAUCUGCUAGGCCACAGCAAACGGCGUUUUUCACAGCACCCCAACCGUUCCUCCUAAGAGAUGCACACCGCCCCCCCCGACCCCUGCAGUCCCUGUUUUAUAAAGCUGAAAUAUUUUUAUAAGGGAAAGUAGUAUUUAUUUAAGACGGGCUUUCGCCUCAGCCGAGCGGACCACGGUCUUUCUCCUGGGAGCCCUUCCUUUGGGGGCAAAGCCUCCCUUACUUUUUGGCGGGAGGCCCCUUUGCCAAACUCCUGGAGGGGAGGGUCGAGUGCCAUCGCUGCAGAGGGAAAAUGGGAAAACCAAUGGCCUCCCGGGAAUUCGGGGUCCAAAAGUGGGGAAUUUGGAGGGCGGGGGGGUGGAGUUCUAUUUUUAGACAGAAACCGAAAUGAGCCCUUGUUUCUAUCAUGAUUCUGUAUUUAGGAGUCCAAACCGAAUGCCCAAAGUGAGACCAAGAUUUUGUUCCUUUACUCCAUGGUGUUUCCGGUUUCCUAUUCUCCCCCGUGGUAUACUACCUCAAAAAUAAUUGAGGGUUUCUUUAUCACCUAUUUUCUGUAGGCUUGCGUUUAUAUCGUCGCCGAUGCAUGCACUGUCCUGGUUAGUACUGUAUUUUACAUUAAUUAAAGAAAGCAAUGGAAAUCUU
This is a messenger RNA of Ornithorhynchus anatinus (platypus), 3122 nucleotides long. RefSeq names its product brain enriched guanylate kinase associated (gene BEGAIN). The transcript has 7 exons. The record is from RefSeq and is a predicted model, not a curated record. Gene Ontology annotation, cellular component: synapse. Lineage: Eukaryota; Metazoa; Chordata; Mammalia; Monotremata; Ornithorhynchidae. The coding region runs from base 421 to 2361 and encodes 646 amino acids.